This is a messenger RNA of Chlamydomonas reinhardtii, 1452 nucleotides long. RefSeq lists its product as uncharacterized. Bases 51 to 845 code for a protein of 264 amino acids. Gene Ontology annotation, biological process: pseudouridine synthesis. The transcript has 5 exons. The record is from RefSeq and is a predicted model, not a curated record. Lineage: Eukaryota; Viridiplantae; Chlorophyta; Chlorophyceae; Chlamydomonadales; Chlamydomonadaceae. Gene Ontology annotation, molecular function: pseudouridine synthase activity; RNA binding.
GUAUAAGCCAGAGAGCUACCCGUUAUAGUUAAGUAGUGUGGUACUAUGUAAUGUGCGAAACAGACCGGGAGGCGGGCCUGGUCAAGACUUACAAGGCGCUCACCUACUCGCCCGUGCCGCUGGGCCCGCUGGAGCACCACAUGUACGACGGCCCCUUCAACGAGGGCGCUCCGGUCCUUGGCGGCGGCAACCUGCGGCCGCGAGGGCCGCGCCUGCUCAGCACCAGCGCCCACGCCCGCUGGCGCGCCUGCAAGCUGGAGGUGGUGGAGUGCGUGGAGCACGCGGGUGCGCUGGACUGGCACCGCCGCCGCUACCCGCCCGCCCAGCCCGACCGCGCACUGCCAGACGCCCUGGCUGCUGCCUCCGCCGCCGCCGCGGACACCGCCGCAGCCGCAGCCGCCGCUCCUGCAGCUGAAGCUGCCGCCGCUGCUACCGCCGCCGUGCAGCCUCCUGUACGGCUGUACGAGAGCACCAUUGACCUGUACACCGGCCGUACGCACCAGAUCCGGGCCCAGCUGGCGGCGGUGGGGUGUCCACUGGUGGGGGACGUCAUGUACAGCCCCAUCCAGAACCUGCUGGUGGACGAGAGCGGUGUGGUGUCCGACCCGGCGCUGGUGUCGGUCAUAGAGGAGCUGCCCAACCUGGAGACACACAUCGGGCUGCACGCCUGGCGGCUGACGUGGCGCGGCCGCACCUUCACCGCGCCGCCCGACUGGGAGCAGCAGCAGCUGGGGGAGCAGGGGGAGGCGGCUGCGGCGGCGGCAGCAGCGGUGCAGCAGGGGCAGGAGUUAGGGCAGGCGGAGGAAAAGGAGGAGGGGAAGGGCUUUGGGAAGGAGCAGGAGUAGGGGUGAGAGGGGUUGAGGGCAGGUCUGAGACUUGAGGGCGGCAAAACUAAGGCGGCGUCGAGUUCCGCCCGGCUCGAACGCUGAGACUGAGCGCUGGGCAUUGGCGAUCACAGUGCUAGUGACCAAGCUUGCGUGUGAGUGGGAGCGCUGCAUGAACUGUUAUGGCUGCUGGUAUGCAUGGCGGCGAGGCAGGUGUGGUGGAUUCCUUGCGCUGGCGGUGCUUGGGGAGUGCGAGGCGCGCAGGGGCCAAAAUGGCUGCCCUAAGUUCGUGUGCACGCCAUCAUGUGCUGCGUUGAGCGUUUCUGCCCCAAUGGUCGGUGAUGUGCAUGCAUGUGAGCAUUGCUUGUGUGGUUCUGGGCUAUAACCGAGUUUGUGGAACACGGUUCGUGCCGCCGUUGCGGAUGGCUUUGGGGGGUUGCAGCCCGGUCUGAGUCAGUGACGCAGCAAAAUGCACAUUUGACUCAGCUGAGUUUGCAGGUCAUGAUAUGCGCAAUACCGUUUGCGCGCGGCUCAGAAAGGCCGCGCGCGAGAAAUGUCACUGCAGUCGCCCACCAGUUCAUUCCUGCUGUAUUACCAGGAGCAACUGGCCCUGUAAAUACAUGCUCCA